GGAAGGAGGUAGAAGAGGAAGAGGAGGAGGCAGUACCUCCAACUCCUCAUGUGCAAAAAUCAAGUCCAUCCAAUCAGCUGAAGUGCCUCUUUCCCUCUCUCCUGACAGACCAUUUAACAGGGAGGCAAUCAGUAGAAUGUGUCCAACUCCAGGCACUACCCAAUUUUAUCAGGCAAAGAAGGAGGAAGACCUGGAUGCCAUGCCAACUCCAGAUACCCCUUAUGGUCUCACUUGGUAUUCUGAUCCCCCACCAAGGGUCAGGAAAUGCAUCAAAAAGCUCAUUGAUUCCUUACCAGAUCCUUCUCUAGGACUGUCUAAACCUAUCAGAAAGUCCCCAACCAGAGAGCUAUUAAGUGGAUUUUUUGAUGACUUAGACAAAUAUACUAGAAAACAUCAACAGCUUUUAGAAGUUCUUGACCAUAGGGUAAAGAGGAAGGAAAGAAAUUCUGCUAAAUCUAAAGAAGAGAGAAACAAUCUCUCUCCAUAAGCAAGGAUACAGAUUUAGGAGAUGAAAAAGUGGCUAAAUAUCAUGGCAUGCAGGGAGAAUGGGAAGACAAGGAGGAGGAUAAUGCUGUAGAAAUCAGAGCAGAUGAAAGACUUUCCAAUCAACUGGAGGAGAUUGCCCAGGCCUGCCUUGUAGAGAGAAGUGGAGGAAUUGCAGGGAGGAAUAAGAUGCCACUGGGAGAGUUCCAAAGACCCACCACACCCUCCAAAAUGCACCACAUCGACUUGGAGUCACAACCCAGUGAGGAAGUGGAGUCCCUAGCAACUCAGAUAACCUGGAAUGACCCUGAUGAACAUCUGGCUAGACUCAGCCUUCAUGACAACAUGCAAAAGAAAAUUGAAGAAUACUCUGCUCCAGUUCAAAAGGAAAAUGAACCCAACAGCACCUUCAUUGAUGAUAACAGCAAUAAGGAGAAUAUGCCAUUAGCACCAUGGCAAAGCAAGCUGCCACCUCCAGUAUCUAAUGAUAAAACUAAAGAGAGAAACAGCUGCAUAACUUUAACAGAAGAUCCACAGCAGCCAGUCUUCCUGCUAGUUGGUAUGGUUGCAGAGGAAGUGGAGAAUUACACUGAAAUAGUGGCACAAUUGGGUGGGGCAGUAAGUCUUAGCCAGACUUUAGAGGCCCAUGUUACCCAUGUAGUUGCAAAGAUGUUGGCACGCUCUGAGAGAACCCUUAUGUCAAUUGCCUCUGGAAGGUGGGUAUUGACAACUUCCUACCUCGACCACUCUCUCAAGGCUGGACAUUUCUUGAAGGAAGAGCUAUUUGCUUGGGGUAACCAAUCAAACAAACACCAUCCAAAGCUUGAUGCUGAAAGCAUGCCAGCCAAACUUGCUAAAGCAGCCUGGCGGUGGAAGUGUGCCAUCAGUGGAGUGGGUGAUAAUCAAGAGAAACAGUGGAGGCAGAAGAAACAACCUUUUCAGAACAUGACAGCUCUCAUCCAUUCACCAAAGGCCAAGUCUUUAUCUCGUCUGAUUGAAGCUGGUGGGGGACAGGUGGUCUCUGCAAGGCCUCCAUAUUCUGAAGUGGAAGCUGUCACACACUUCUUUGUUGAGAUGGAAAAACCUAAUGAGAAAAUUGACCUGGCCAGUUUUGCCUCCAGAGGCAUUCCUUGCCUUGAACCCAGGUUCAUUAGCAGCUGCAUAAUGGAUGAUGCUCCUGAGAUUGGCGACUUCUAUAUCCCUGCAUAUAAGGAAAUUCUUAUCAACAUGAGUUCCUGCAUACCAAGUCCUCUCAAGCGUGGCCAACGGAACUGAAUCCUUGGAACACUUGGAUGCACCAAAAGUCUGUUGUUGAACAAAGAGAGUGGCAUGUAAAAUACAUAUAUGAAUGACAAAAAAUGCUUACACAUUUCACAAUGAAUAUUUGCUAAGAUACUUCUUUAUGCUGUUUC
Portunus trituberculatus (swimming crab) is the source of this 1895-nucleotide messenger RNA. Its product is annotated as DNA topoisomerase 2-binding protein 1-A-like. The transcript is spliced from 7 exons. NCBI's taxonomy places the organism in Eukaryota, Metazoa, Arthropoda, Malacostraca, Decapoda, Portunidae. The record is from RefSeq and is a predicted model, not a curated record. The coding region runs from base 535 to 1758 and encodes 407 amino acids. Gene Ontology annotation, biological process: positive regulation of double-strand break repair.